Messenger RNA from Penicillium pulvis, 3339 nucleotides. RefSeq lists its product as uncharacterized. Gene Ontology annotation, biological process: peptide catabolic process. Gene Ontology annotation, cellular component: mitochondrion; cytosol. The record is from RefSeq and is a predicted model, not a curated record. The transcript has 2 exons. Bases 1 to 3339 code for a protein of 1112 amino acids. Gene Ontology annotation, molecular function: metalloendopeptidase activity; metal ion binding. NCBI's taxonomy places the organism in Eukaryota, Fungi, Ascomycota, Eurotiomycetes, Eurotiales, Aspergillaceae.
AUGUCUCAGAUUGAGCGCAUUACAGAAUGUCUGGAGAAGCCAGAGUUAGAUGAUCGCACCUAUCGCGUCAUUCGCCUGCCAAAUCAGCUGGAGGCGUUCCUCGUGCACGACCCUGAUACAGACAAGGCGAGCGCCGCUGUCAACGUCAAUGUUGGCAACUUCUCCGAUGAAGAUGACAUGCCAGGAAUGGCCCAUGCUGUAGAGCAUCUCUUAUUUAUGGGUACAAAGAAGUACCCCAAGGAGAAUGAAUACAACCAAUACCUUGCCGCCCACUCCGGUUCAUCCAACGCAUACACCGCCGCGACUGAAACAAACUACUUUUUCGAGAUCGCAGCCACCGGCGAGUCAAGUGAGGCGAAAUCGACCGGACAGAACACCCCUACUGACUCGACCAAUGGGACAAACGGCACAGCAAGUGAGAGUGCAUCCACUUCCAACGGGGAUGUGAAUGGCAAGUCUCCCUUCUAUGGGGCCUUGGAUCGAUUCGCCCAGUUCUUUGUUGCUCCUCUCUUCCUCGAGUCAACAUUAGAUCGCGAGCUGCGGGCGGUGGACUCCGAGAACAAGAAGAAUCUGCAGAGUGAUUUGUGGCGGUUGAUGCAGCUGAACAAAUCUCUAUCAAACCCGAAGCACCCCUACCACCAUUUCUCUACCGGAAACUUGCAGACUCUUAAGGAGGACCCGCAGAAGCGCGGUUUGGAAGUCCGGAGCGAGUUCAUUCGGUUCUACGAGAAGCACUAUUCGGCAAAUCGGGCUAAGCUGGUAGUUUUGGGUCGAGAAAGCCUGGACACUUUGGAACAAUGGGUUUCCGAGCUCUUUUCUGAUGUUGAAAACAAAAGCUUGACCCAGAACCGUUGGGACGAUGUGCAGCCCUUUUCCGAGGCUGACAUGUGUACUCAGGUCUUUGCUAAGCCUGUCAUGGAUUCGCGUUCCAUGGACAUGUACUUCCCGUUCUUGGAUGAGGAGAACAUGAACGACACUCAGCCCAGUCGGUACAUUAGCCACCUGAUUGGUCAUGAAGGACCAGGCAGUGUCCUUUCCUACCUCAAAGCUAAGGGCUGGGCCAAUGGCCUUUCUGCAGGUGCCAUGCCCAUUUGCCCGGGAUCUGCUUUCUUCACAAUUUCCGUUCGUUUGACUCCAGAGGGUCUGAAGCUGCACCAGGAGGUUGCCAAGGUUAUUUUUGAGUACAUCGCCAUGAUCAAGGAGCGUGAGCCAGAGCAGUGGAUUUUCGAUGAAAUGAAGAACCUGGCAGAGGUGGACUUCCGAUUCAAGCAGAAGACUCCCGCUAGUCGCUUCACGAGUCGUUUGAGCAGCGUCAUGCAGAAGCAACUGCCACGUGAGUGGCUUCUCAGCGGAUCGCUUCUGCGUCGAUUCGACUCGGCAUUGAUCAAGAAGGCCAUGUCAUACCUACGUGCCGAUAACUUCCGACUAAUCAUUGUCUCUCAAGAGUACCCCGGUGAUUGGGACCAGAAGGAGAAGUGGUACGGUACUGAGUACAAGGUGGAGAAGAUCCCUGCGGACUUCUUGGCUGGCAUUCAGAAGGCUCUGGAUUCCACUGAGGCGACUCGCACAUCCACCGUGCACAUGCCUCACAAGAACGAGUUUGUGCCGACUCGUUUGUCAGUGGAGAAGAAGGAAGUUGCAGAGCCAACCAAGACACCUAAGCUGAUCCGCCACGAUGAUCGUGUGCGUCUUUGGUUCAAAAAGGAUGACCGUUUCUGGGUUCCUAAGGCGACAGUAUAUGUCACUCUGCGCAAUCCGCUUGUGUGGGCGACCCCCGCUAACCUGAUCAAAACAAAGCUCUAUUGCGAGUUGGUGCAGGACUCUUUAGAUGAGUACUCGUACGAUGCUGAGCUUGCCGGAUUGGACUAUCACCUUGCAGCAAACAUCCUUGGUUUGGAUAUCUCUGUGGGUGGCUACAAUGACAAGAUGUCAGUUUUAUUGGAUAAGGUUCUCACGACUAUGCGCGAUCUCGUUGUCAACGAAGAACGCUUUAAAAUUAUCAAGGAGCGCCUGACUCGGGCGUUCCGCAACGCUGAGUACCAACAGCCUUACUACCAGGUUGGUGAUUACACUCGGUACCUGCUGUCCGAGCGCAGUUGGCUCAAUGAGCAAUACAUUGAAGAAUUGGAGCACGUCCAAGCAGAGGACGUUAUCAACUUCUUCCCCCAGCUCUUGGCGCAAACACAUAUUGAAGCCCUCGCACAUGGCAACCUGUACAAAGAGGAUGCGCUGCGCAUGACCGAUUCAGUUGAAAAGAUUCUCAAGGGCCGCGCCCUGCCUCGAUCGCAGUGGUACUUGCGCCGCAACAUGGUUAUGGCACCGGGCAGCAACCUUGUCUACCCUCGCGAGCUGAAGGAUCCGGCGAAUGUGAACCACUGCAUCGAGUACUACCUGUACAUUGGUCUUUUCUCUGAUGACGUUUUGCGAUCGAAGCUGCAGCUUUUCUCCCAGCUUACAGAUGAGCCUGCUUUCGACCAACUGCGUAGUAAGGAGCAGCUCGGCUACGUGGUAUGGAGUGGUUCCCGCUACAACGCUACCACCAUGGGUUACCGUGUGAUCAUCCAGAGUGAGCGCACUGCCCAGUACCUGGAGACUCGCAUCGAGUCGUUCCUGCGCGACUUUGGCCCGACGCUUGAGAACAUGCCGGAUGAGGAGUUCGAAGGCCACAAGCGCAGUGUCAUCAACAAGCGUCUGGAGAAGCUCAAGAACUUGGGCUCCGAGACUGGCCGCUACUGGUCUCACGUUGGCUCCGAGUACUUUGAUUUCCUCCAGCAUGAGACCGAUGCCGCCAAUGUGCGGAAUCUGACCAAGUCUGAUCUGCUUGCCUUCUACCGCCAGUACAUCGACCCUGAAUCGACAACUCGGUCCAAGUUGGCCAUCCACUUGAAUGCGCAGAGUGUAACUGCUGAUCCAAAUGCCAGCAGCAUUAGCGACAAGCGUGUUCGUGUCAUUGAGAUGGUCAACAAGCAGCUGACCGAAGCUGGCUUCUCUGUCGACAGCGUCCGCUUGGCCACCGCGUUCGACGAGCUCGACAUGACCCUGGUUGACUACACACAGAUCGUCUACAUCGUUAAGACUUUCUUGGUCACCGAGCUUAGCCUGUCUAAAGAGCAAAUGAGCCCUGUGAUUACAAAGCUGGAGCGCGACAUUGGUAUUGAAUUGAAGCAGUUGGGCUUAGAGCCCGAGGUCAACGGCAAGACCAACGGCACCUCGUCUCCUAAGCAGGAAGCCACUGUGAUCAGCGAUGUCCCCGUCUUCAAGGCCAGUUUGCCUGUCAGCACUGGACCUGUGCCUGUCACAGACCUUACCGUAUUUGAGGAUUUUGAUGCCAAGCUGUGA